UCUCCCUCUCUCCGCCUCGCUCACUCGCAUUCACACAUACACCAUAGCUUUCCUUUGGGUCGGAGAAGACGCCAGCCAAAGGAGGCGGGGUUGCAGGAAGGGAGUCCGCUCUGCGCAAUCCAGUCCGGGACUUGGCUCCGCCCGGGAGCGGCGGCCUCUCCGGUGACAGAGGAGUAGUGAGCGGCAAGGGGUGAGGCUGCAGCCAACUCUGCUCCCCGCGCACUCGGCUGCCCAGGCGCUCGGGACGCAGCAGCGGCGCUUCUCCGCGGGGCCGACCGCCCGCGAUGCCCGCUUAGGAGCAGCGGCAGCGGCCAGCAUCGCCACACUCGCAGCAUAGCGCUCCAGGUCGCUGAGCGGGGCUACAGCGUGCACCCCUGCCCCAGCCCCCACCCCGCCCCCCACCCUGAAAUGACUUGUUAAUCGCCGCAGACACCACCGAAGGGACUCACCGGAGUGGAAUCCAAGUGGAAUUUGGAUUUGGAGAAGAGUUUCUUGAACAUUUACUCCUUCCUUGUUGGUUUUUUUCUUUCUUUUUUCCUCCUUUUUUCCUCUUCUCUUCUCUGUCAUUGGAGAUGAACACAGCGCGUUUGCAUCCCAGAAAGUAGUCGCCGUGACUGUUACCCCCAAAGAGACAAGCACACAUGUAGGAAUGACAAAGGCUUGCGAAGGAGAGAGCGCAGCUCGCGGCCCGGAGAGAUCCCCUCGAUAAUGGAUUACUAAAUGGGAUACACGCUGUGCCAGCCCGCUCCGAGCCCCGGCCGCCUGCCCGUCGAUGCACCGAAAAGGGUGAAGUAGAGAAAUAAAGUCUCCCCGCUGAACUACUAUGAGGUCAGAAGCCUUGCUGCUAUAUUUCACACUGCUACACUUCGCUGGGGCUGGUUUCCCAGAAGAUUCUGAGCCAAUCAGUAUUUCGCAUGGCAACUAUACAAAACAGUAUCCGGUGUUUGUGGGCCACAAGCCAGGACGGAACACCACACAGAGGCACAGACUGGACAUCCAGAUGAUUAUGAUCAUGAAUAGAACCCUCUACAUUGCUGCUAGGGACCAUAUUUAUACUGUUGAUAUAGACACCUCACACACAGAAGAAAUUUAUUGUAGCAAAAAACUGACAUGGAAAUCUAGACAGGCUGAUGUAGACACAUGCAGAAUGAAGGGAAAGCAUAAGGAUGAGUGUCACAACUUUAUUAAAGUCCUUCUAAAGAAAAAUGAUGAUACUUUGUUUGUCUGUGGAACUAAUGCCUUCAACCCUUCCUGCAGAAACUAUAAGAUGGAUACUUUGGAAUCUUUUGGGGAUGAAUUUAGUGGAAUGGCCAGAUGCCCUUAUGAUGCCAAACAUGCCAACGUUGCACUGUUUGCAGAUGGAAAAUUAUACUCGGCCACAGUGACUGACUUCCUUGCCAUCGAUGCAGUCAUUUACCGGAGUCUGGGAGACAGCCCAACCCUACGGACCGUCAAGCACGAUUCAAAAUGGUUGAAAGAGCCAUACUUUGUCCAAGCGGUGGAUUAUGGAGACUAUAUCUACUUCUUCUUCAGGGAAAUAGCAGUGGAGUACAACACCAUGGGAAAGGUAGUUUUCCCAAGAGUGGCUCAGGUUUGUAAGAAUGACAUGGGGGGGUCUCAAAGAGUCCUGGAGAAACAGUGGACAUCUUUCCUCAAGGCUCGUCUGAACUGCUCAGUUCCUGGAGACUCUCAUUUUUAUUUCAACAUUCUCCAGGCGGUUACAGACGUGAUUCGUAUUAAUGGCCGUGAUGUUGUCCUGGCAACCUUUUCCACACCUUAUAACAGCAUCCCUGGGUCUGCAGUUUGUGCCUAUGACAUGCUUGACAUUGCCAAUGUUUUCACUGGGAGAUUCAAAGAACAGAAGUCUCCGGAUUCCACCUGGACACCAGUUCCUGAUGAACGAGUGCCUAAGCCCAGGCCAGGUUGCUGCGCUGGCUCAUCCUCCUUAGAAAAAUAUGCAACCUCCAAUGAGUUUCCUGAUGAUACUCUGAACUUCAUCAAAACGCACCCGCUCAUGGAUGAGGCCGUGCCUUCCAUCAUCAACAAGCCUUGGUUCCUGAGGACGAUGGUGAGAUACCGCCUGACCAAAAUUGCGGUGGACACUGCUGCUGGGCCAUAUCAGAAUCACACUGUGGUUUUCCUGGGAUCAGAGAAGGGAAUCAUCUUGAAGUUCUUGGCCAGGAUAGGAAACAGUGGUUUCCUAAAUGACAGCCUUUUCCUGGAAGAGAUGAGCGUUUACAACCCUGAAAAGUGCAGCUAUGAUGGAGUAGAAGACAAGAGGAUUAUGGGCAUGCAACUGGACAAAGCAAGCAGCUCUCUGUAUGUUGCAUUCUCCACCUGUGUGAUAAAAGUUCCCCUUGGCCGGUGUGAACGACAUGGGAAGUGUAAAAAAACCUGUAUCGCCUCCAGAGACCCAUAUUGCGGGUGGGUAAAGGAAGGAGGUUCCUGUGCCCACCUGUCACCCAGCAGCAGACUGACUUUUGAACAGGACAUAGAGCGUGGCAAUACAGAUGGCCUGGGAGACUGUCACAAUUCCUUCGUGGCACUGAAUGACAUUUCAACUCCUCUACCAGAUCAUGAAAUGUCUUACAACACAGUAUAUGGGCACUCCAGUUCCCUCUUGCCCAGCACCACCACGUCCGAUUCGGCGGCUCAAGAGGGGUAUGAGUCUAGGGGAGGAAUGCUGGACUGGAAGGAUCUGCUCGAUUCACCUGACAGCACAGAGUCUUUGGGGGCAGUGUCUUCCCAUAAUCACCAAGACAAGAAGGGAGUGAUACGGGAAAGUUACCUCAAAGGCCAUGACCAGCUCGUGCCUGUCACUCUCUUGGCCAUUGCGGUUAUUCUGGCUUUUGUCAUGGGGGCCGUCUUCUCCGGCAUCAUCGUCUAUUGCGUCUGCGAUCACCGGCGCAAAGACGUGUCCGCGGUGCAGCGCAAGGAGAAGGAGCUCACCCAUUCGCGCCGGGGCUCCAUGAGCAGCGUCACCAAGCUCAGUGGCCUCUUUGGGGACACCCAGUCCAAAGACCCGAAGCCCGAGGCCAUCCUCACACCACUCAUGCACAACGGCAAGCUCCCCACUCCCAGCAACACGGCCAAAAUGCUCAUUAAGGCUGACCAGCACCACCUGGACCUGGCGGCCUUGCCCACCCCCGAGUCCACCCCGACGCUGCAGCAGAAGCGGAAGCCCAGCCGCGGAAGCCGCGAGUGGGAAAGGAACCAGAACCUCAUCAAUGCCUGCACAAAGGACAUGCCCCCUAUGGGCUCCCCUGUGAUUCCCACGGACCUGCCCCUCCGGGCCUCCCCCAGCCACAUCCCCAGCGUGGUGGUCCUGCCCAUCACGCAGCAGGGCUACCAGCACGAGUACGUGGACCAGCCCAAAAUGAGCGAGGUGGCCCAGAUGGCGCUGGAGGACCAGGCGGCCACCCUGGAGUAUAAGACCAUCAAGGAACAUCUCAGCAGCAAGAGUCCCAACCAUGGGGUGAACCUUGUGGAGAACCUGGACAGCCUGCCCCCCAAAGUCCCCCAGCGGGAGGCCUCCCUGGGCCCUCCGGGAGCCUCCCUGUCUCAGAACGGCCUGAGCAAGCGGCUGGAGAUGCACCACUCCUCCUCCUACGGGCUUGACUAUAAGAGGAGCUACCCCACGAACUCGCUCACGAGAAGCCACCAGGCCACCACUCUCAAAAGAAACAAUACUAACUCCUCCAAUUCCUCCCACCUCUCCAGAAACCAGAGCUUUGGCCGGGGAGACAACCCGCCCCCCGCCCCGCAGAGGGUGGACUCCAUCCAGGUGCACAGCUCGCAGCCAUCUGGCCAGGCCGUGACUGUGUCGAGGCAGCCCAGCCUCAACGCCUACAACUCACUUACGAGGUCGGGGCUGAAGCGCACACCCUCGCUAAAGCCGGACGUACCCCCCAAACCUUCCUUUGCCCCCCUUUCCACAUCCAUGAAGCCCAAUGAUGCGUGUACAUAAUCCCAGGGGGAGGGGUCAGGUAUGGAACCAGCAGGAAAGGCGAGGCGCCCGCUCAGCUCGGCCAGGUUCUCAACUGCCUGAGGACCCACCAGACCAGGAUGGCCGCGGCGAAGCCCAGGACGCUGGGGCCUCCUCUGGGACGCGGGGUCUUCUCCAAAAUUGGGCCAUGUGGUUUGGUGAAGGUUUGCGGCGCGGGACUCACCUCCAUUCUCUUCCUUCACUCUCCCCGACACCCUACAACAGGUCGGACUCACAAAAAACUUAAAUUAUCAUCACAAACAUGAGCCAAAAGCACAUACCCACCCACCCACACACCCACUCACACACACACAUACACACACAGGUAAACAGCACCUGCAACAUUUUGUCCGUGACUGGACGGGGCGCUGCCAAACUGGGCUAGCGUUCCAACCUGCAAAACGAGUACAUUUUUAAAAAUCAUGAAAAUUAAAAAGACAAAAAAAUAAAGAAUUCAUUGAUAAUUCUAACUCAGACUUUAACAAUGGCAGAAGUUUACUAUGCGCAGAUACUGUGAAAUGCCCACCAGUGUUACAGCUUUCUGUUAUAGCAGAUUAAUGCCAUGUUGGGCAACUAUGUCAUAGAUUUCUGCUCCUCCUCUCUUUUAAUGAAAUAACGUGACCGUUAACGCAGUAACUCUAUUUAUUGUUCACCCUGUUUUUUCCUUAAGGAAAGGACUCUUCCACAUGCUAUCCUAUGAACAGCUCUUCAGAAAGCCCCUUGGAAGUUAAACUAUUUAACGUGAAAUCCAUUAACUGGAAUAAUUAAGUUUCUUUAUUUUUACAAUAAAUUCAUUGAGUAAAUAAGUUGGAGCUGGAAUUCUGAGCUUUGUGUUUGGACUGUCUGAUCUUUAGCUAAAGGAAAAAAUUAGGAGGGGAAUAUUUAUUUAAAUCUACCAAUUAAUUUGCUGGUCAGAUUUCUGGCCUAGAACAUGCAAAAAAAUAAUCAGUUUAAAAGUCCUUCCAGAUCCUAACUUCUAAAGCAACCAGGAGAGGAACUUUAAGAAUGGCACAUCCAUGUCCCGUGGCUUUGUCAGUGGUUCCCACUAUCUGUGAAGGCACCAGCUUGUGAUACACCAUCCCACUUCACCUUGCAUGUGAGACAGCAAAGAAAAUCCACAAACGGUGUGAACUAAUUAAUAUGCUGGCUGCUACCGUGCAUAAAUUAAUGGUUUGAUCACACGGGUUUUUCGUAGGGUUACAUCUGUGAAUAGCCUGUUUUCCACAUGUAAAUUUGUGCCUUACACCCUGAGUUGUGUAUACUUACAAACUGUCGUUAUGAUAAACUUUUUCCCCCUUUUGAAAUAAAUGCAGAUAUUUAUUUAACCCUCCCUCCCCCCAUCCCCAUCCCAGCCCUCUGGAAGAUUAGCAUCCAGCAGAUGGGAGAUGAACGUGGUGGUGAUCCUGCAGCCUAGGAAACUGGGCGGCAGCACGCCCUCCAAUUCACACUUCCUUCUAGUCGUGCCAACGCCAACCGCCCUUUGGCCAUGCUGUCAAGCAUGGACCCCAGUGUUGUGGGUGGCAAAUCCCCUUUCUCCCUCUGGAGCUCCCUGUUUCUCUUAUAUUCUCAGAUCAUUUCAACAUGGCGAUACCCUCAUUAGCCAGCAGAAAAGGGACUAACUAAAUGUCCCAGUCCUCAUUUCUGCUGUGUCCACUGGCUGGAGAACACGCUGUGUGUGGUUAGGCAGGCACCUGGGAGGAGUCUCCAAGCCAUGUGCUCAGCACCCACGUGCAAUGCACACAAAGAAAUGACAUGGAAAUAGAUGCAGGCAGGCUGGUCCCUGCUGUGAUUAAUGAGUAACUCCAAGUACCAGGCCAACCACAAUGGAUGCUGCAAAAACAUAGACUGGGGCAAAAGAUUUUUAAUUUUUUAAAAAAUUUCUUUAUCCUUUUGUCAUUAUUGUUUGU
Messenger RNA from Diceros bicornis minor, 5892 nucleotides. RefSeq names its product semaphorin 6A (gene SEMA6A). Gene Ontology annotation, molecular function: semaphorin receptor binding; chemorepellent activity. NCBI's taxonomy places the organism in Eukaryota, Metazoa, Chordata, Mammalia, Perissodactyla, Rhinocerotidae. Gene Ontology annotation, biological process: semaphorin-plexin signaling pathway; positive regulation of neuron migration; negative regulation of axon extension involved in axon guidance. The transcript has 20 exons. Bases 824 to 3967 code for a protein of 1047 amino acids. The record is from RefSeq and is a predicted model, not a curated record.